This is a messenger RNA of Salvia miltiorrhiza (redroot sage), 987 nucleotides long. Its product is annotated as cytochrome P450 71B20-like. The transcript is spliced from 3 exons. The record is from RefSeq and is a predicted model, not a curated record. Lineage: Eukaryota; Viridiplantae; Streptophyta; Magnoliopsida; Lamiales; Lamiaceae. The coding region runs from base 1 to 987 and encodes 328 amino acids. Gene Ontology annotation, molecular function: oxidoreductase activity, acting on paired donors, with incorporation or reduction of molecular oxygen; iron ion binding; monooxygenase activity.
AUGACCACUGUUGUCAUAAUCCUACUACUAAUUCUGCUUGCUUCAAUCCUCUUCCUCCUCCAUAGAAGAACACUCCAAAAACCUUCUCAUCCUCCUGGCCCCCCCUUGAUCGGCAACCUCCACCAACUCGACACUUCUAUCUAUGGAAACUCACCUACGGCCCUCAAGCUCGGCUCCGUGCCCGCAAUCGUGGUUUCAUCAGCCGAAAUCGGAAAGGAAGUGCUGAAAACGUUAACGCACGACCUCAGCUUCUGCAGCCGCCCCAAACUCCUCGGCCAGCACAGGCUUGGACAUCUCUUUCGCCCCCUAUGGCGAGUCGUGGAGGCAGAUGAGGAAGAUCUGCGUCGUCCAUCUCUUGAGCGCCAUGAUGUUGGCUCUAACGAGCACGCUCAUCUGCAGGGUCGCGUUUGGCUUUCUGGAAUGAUAACCAGACUUGAUCGGGUUUUCAAAGAUCUUGAUGAUUUCUUUGAGGAGAGGAGCUCAUUCAUGCGCACUUGGAUCCGAGAUAUAUUUGUGGCUGGAGCAGCAACAAUAAUUUGGGCCAUGACAGCUCUGAUGAAGAACACAGCAGCAAUGAAGAGGUUGCAGAAGGAGAUCAGUGAGUUAGUCGACGAUGGAAGACAAGUAAACGAGGAUGAUCUGCCAAAGCUGCCUUAUCUCAAGGCAGUAAUCAAGGAGACAUUGAGAUUGUUUCCACCCGUGCCACUCCUACUGCAUAGAGAAUCAAUGCAAGACUGCAACAUAAACGGCUACGCCAUUCCGGCCAAGACACUAAACGCGUGGGCGAUUGCAAGAGAUCCCGAGAGCUGGGAAAAUCCAGAUAUGUUUGUGCCUCUUGAAUUCCAUUAUGGAUGUGGUAGGGACGAAUUUCGAGGUGAUCCCUUUCGGGGCGGGCAGAAGCGGAUGCCCCGGAAUAGCGAUGGGGCUGGCCACAGUGGAGCUCCUUGUUCACCUCUUCCACUGGGAAUUGCCGCCGGGAAUGCCUAA